UUGGACACAAGAUCCAUCGAUUAAAGAGGCGGAUUCUAAUUCGCAAUGUAGUUAAUUAGUCGGCAAUUUUGAUCGCCGGAGCUGAAAAUUAGCUGCACUCAACCAGAGGUUGUCUGAAAAUUAUUUUGGAGAUGAGCUCCUUGUGGAUAUCGCUGAAGCAAGACAUGCACUGUUGCAAUAGUUUGACGGAUGUGGCUUGUUAUCCGGCCAAGGACUCCGCGAUUCAAAGUUAUGGCUGUGUUGCAGAAAGGAAGCUCAACCACAAGGUAGCCGUCGAAGAGGAAGAUCCGCUCAUAAAACCUCAAUUUAGGGCGUAUAACAUUAGAAACCGGUUUCAAGAGCUUGACAUCGGUGAUCCGACGAGAAACAUCGUGGAGAUGAUAUUCGGAGCGAGCUCCUCCAACGUGAGAAAGAGGUCGAGAAGGGUCCGGAGAGUCCUCAAGGUGAACAACUCGGCCGAAGCUUUACACAAGUUCGAGGAGUACCGAGAGGAUGUGAAGAAAGCGUCAUUCUACGGCAACUCAUGGCAUCCGAGGAGUGCUGUGGACGGGAACGAGAUGCGGCAAUUCUACACCACGACAAUGAACUGUUGUGGCCGGAAGAUGGCCCCCCAGGGGUCUCAGCUCUGUGUCGAUCCCACCUGCCGGGUGUGUCGAGUCAUACAGUCCGGAUUCGACACUUCCUACAACAGGAUGUUCGGCAUUCGGCUCAGCAUGUACAGUGAUGUAGCAAGUGAGGAAGUCGCCGGAAAUGGCAACCGGAAGGGGAAGAAUGUAAAGGGGGCGGUGAUUAUUUGCCGGACGAUCGCCGGAAAACUUGCCGGCGUGGAUGGGAAAGGGUUAAUUGCAGGGGCUCGGUCGUUAGUGCUGUGUGAUCCAACGGCUGUGCUGCCCUGCUUUGUUGUCGUAUUCGAUUGAUCAUCAAUAUGAAAGUAUUAUAUAUAUAGCCUUAAAAUUGUAAUUAAUUGGUCCCCGCUUCCAGAUAUUUAAA
Molecule: messenger RNA, 990 nt
Organism: Andrographis paniculata
Lineage: Eukaryota; Viridiplantae; Streptophyta; Magnoliopsida; Lamiales; Acanthaceae
Exons: 3
Coding region: 132-917 (261 amino acids)
Source: RefSeq, a predicted model, not a curated record